Molecule: messenger RNA, 1162 nt
Organism: Exserohilum turcica Et28A
Lineage: Eukaryota; Fungi; Ascomycota; Dothideomycetes; Pleosporales; Pleosporaceae
Exons: 1
Coding region: 35-1105 (356 amino acids)
Source: RefSeq, a predicted model, not a curated record
CCCAAGUCUCCCUGGCGCAGUCGUCGCUUCAAGCAUGGCGAAAGAGCAGGAUGUGGGCAUAGUUGGCGGUGUCACGGCACAUCUAUCAAUCUUGAUGACCAUGGCGGCCUUUCUUGCCAUAGCAAUGCACAACGUCAUUGAGAUCAUGUUUCUCAUAUUUGCCCUCUUCAAGCAGCGCAGUGGCUUGUAUUUUUGGAGUUUCAUCAUUGCGACUUCAGGUAUCGUUCCUCACGCUAUCGGCUUCGUUCUCAAGUUCUUCCAGGUGACCACCUUGGACCUUUUGUCAAGCGCCAUCAUUGGUGUGGGAUGGGCAUGCAUGGUUAUUGGCCAAUCAGUCGUCUUAUACUCGCGUCUUCAUCUCGUUGUUCAGGAUAAGAUUCGGAUUCGCUGGGUGCUGUACAUGAUCAUCUUCAAUGGUCUCGUACUCGGCAUCCCCCUGUUUGUUCUAGCCAUGGGUGCGAAUUACAAGUAUUCGCCUCGCUUCCUUCCAGGCUUCUUGGUUUACGAUAAGAUACAAAUCGUCAUCAUCUCCAUCCAAGAAACCAUUAUAUCUUUGAUAUAUGUCUACGAAACCGUACGACUGCUGGGCGGACAUGGUACCAGGGCUCCAGUGCCUCUCAAGAAGCUCCUACGACAUCUUAUACUUGUCAACGUUAUCGUCCUGAUAUUCGACAUCACUCCUCUCGCUGUUCAAUUCUCUGGCCACUACGAAAUCCAAACAACAUACAAAACGGCCGUCUACAGUGUCAAGCUGAAAAUUGAGUUUUCAGUUCUCAAUCGCCUUGUCAGCAUCGUCAAGCACAAAAACCUACUAAGCACCAGAAGGACCUUGGGGACCAAUCUUACUUUCAGUAGAUGGACUGGAAGCAAAAAGGCCGACCUGGACACAGGGGUGAUGAACAAUACAGCAACCUUUACCAAGAUGGAUGAGCUUAGCUCAAGAGAUCGGUGUAGGAAGGUGUCAUCUGUGAAGACAUUUCAGGCGAGCGUGGACCACGUUGGAAUCAUCAACCUUGAAGAUGACACUCAAGAUUUAGAAUCGGGAAAUAGUCAGCUAGGAGUCCUAGAAAAAGCAACGUCUUCAAGCACUGUUGUGCGGGUGUGAUGAGGAGCGUUUAAAGUAGUCUCUUAACUUUGCAUAUUCCUAAUGGGCUAAGAGAAG